GACAAUGACGAUGAAGGAACCGUCAGAUACAGCGCACGAAUCACUUGAGAAAAAACAUGAUAUGGAUUUGGAGGACGCCUUGGAUUUAGUUGGCGUCGGCAGGUACCAGUACUUCCAUUGCGUACUUAUGUUGACUACGUUGGAAGCAGCGAUCUUUGAGAUCAUUGGCAGUGCUUUCAUCCUUCCCGCGGCCGCCUGCGACCUUGGCUUAUCGGAUGAAAUGCGAGGGCUUAUCGCUUGUAUACCUAGUAUCGGUAUAAUCCUGACUACACCAUUCUGGGGUCGCCUAGCGGACAAAUACGGGCGUAAACCAGUGCUGACUGCAACCUGCGCGUGCGCCGGCCUCGCCGGCCUUAUGGCUGCACUCAUGCCGAAUUUACUGACAUUUGCCAUUUGUCAGUUUGUCGCAUCACUGUUUCUGACUUCUCCAAGUUCGCUGGGCUUCGCAUACGCUGGAGAGAUGGUACCUCGCAAGCAAAGGGAUCGCGCAGUCUUGAUUUGCAGUGGAUUGCUUUCCUUCUUAGCAGCGCUUUGCCCUAUCUUGGCUUGGAUUGUUCUAUCCUUCAACUGGCAGUUCUACGUUGGCACUUUAAGUUUGAGACCCUGGCGUCUUCUCACAGCUGUCUACGCAGUCCCUCUCAUCCUCACAGCGAUCUGGAUGACUCAGGCAAAAGAGAGCCCCAAGUUUCUUGUAUCUACGGACAAGCCUGAACAAGCGUUGGAAGUUUUGAGGCACAUCUUUGUUAAGAAUACUGGUUUGCCAGUUGAGGAAUAUUCCGUAAGUUAUUUUUAUUUUUUUAUUGCUUAA
Messenger RNA from Hyposmocoma kahamanoa, 808 nucleotides. Its product is annotated as synaptic vesicle glycoprotein 2B-like. Gene Ontology annotation, biological process: transmembrane transport. Gene Ontology annotation, molecular function: transmembrane transporter activity. The transcript is spliced from 5 exons. The coding region runs from base 5 to 808 and encodes 267 amino acids. Lineage: Eukaryota; Metazoa; Arthropoda; Insecta; Lepidoptera; Cosmopterigidae. The record is from RefSeq and is a predicted model, not a curated record.